AGUUGUAACUAUUACAGAUGAUUUUUCUCGAAAAAAGGAAUACUUUUGGGGUAAAUCAAAGGUUGCGAUGAAAUAUUUCCUGUUCAAAUAUCAAUAGUUCUUCGGCUUAGAUGUGCAUCCGCCAUUUUUUAAUCACAAUAAGAAAAAGACGGGCCGGUAUUAAUGAUUGAUGUAUCAGACAAAAAAAUUAUCUCCUUUUUAUGUCGCAUUGCGAUCACUUCUUGAACAGAUGAGUAUAUGUAUCACCCGUAUAUUCAGAUUGCAUUCGCGAGAUAUUAUUUACGUCAUUAGAUAAAUAAUCCGGUUGGUGUUUCAGAAUAAUAAAAAUAAAAUAAAAACCAUUGUUUCACAUAGGCUUCUGGGGAAAAAAAGUUAGAUGAGUCAGACAGAGCCAUGAAACGAAAAUAUGUUCAUUAUAAAGAACUUCUUUUCAAAAUGCAGUAAACAAGAGUGACAUUUUGUUUCUUGUAGGUGCAUGUGUAUUAUUCAAUUAAGCAGCAUUUCUGUUGAUAACCAGAUGAAUAUUUGCUUCAACUUAACAUCUAUUUCUUCAUGAUUAUUUCACCUGAUACGCCUCUAACAGCAUAUAAUUAUUCAUGAAGACGAGCCAGUGACACGGCAGCGGAUUGGUCACUGCCCCAAUAGCAAUUAGUGGAUCCUCCGGAUCCACCAGAUAUGAACCCAGAAGAAUACAUUCCUCCACUCAGAUAUGGUUGCAACGACAACUGGACAUGGAACCGACGGGAAAGAUCUCCAGAAGUCAGACUCUACGGUAACAACUACCAAUCCGCCCUCUUUCACCCCAACUGGAGCAGCGGAACCGCCGGGGUUAGAGGUACCAGGAUGCUCAACAACGGAAGGUAUUUUUGGGAGCUCCACCUCUCCAAACGUAUAUUCGGGACGAGCAUGAUGUUUGGUAUAGGAACAAAGAAAGCCCGACUUCAUGCCGAUUCCUUCACAAAUCUCCUCGGAGAAGACGCCAAUAGCUGGGGUUUAUCUCAUAAAGGUCUGUUGUGGCAUGCUGGCACGAGAAGCCACUACACCAAACCGUUCAGAGAAAACGUCCACACGGUUAUUGGAAUCUACUUCGAUGGCAUCGCUGGUACCCUAACGUAUUAUAAAGAUAAAAAAUGUCUUGGUGUUGCUUUUCGCGGUCUUCACCAAGUCAAAGAACCCUUGUAUCCUAUAAUUUGUUCCACUGCAGCUAAAACGGAAAUGGUAUUGUCUACCAUGAGGAGAGACUUCAUAAAUCUGCAGGAUAGGUGUAGAUCGGUGAUCGUGAAAUUGAUCAAGACGAAAAAAGACUUGGAAGAACUUUAUGUCCCGACUAGGAUACGAGGUUAUUUAGCUGAAGAGAUUUUCGAAGCCUCGGUUCCUCUCAAGGUCGUCAAUGAAAAUAAAACGGAUGAAAAUACUUAGCCAAACCGACUGAUUUUAACUACCUAUUAAAUUAUUUCACAUAAAUCUCAUUUGGUAUAAAAUUUAGGUGAGCAACUAUUUCGAAACAUAAUUUCUGGUAUUGGGCAAAGAAACGUAGGACAAUACGAAAAUUAUUAAAUCGUAGUUUUUCAUUACAUAGGCGGUACUUGAAAGGAAGUCGUAAAAAAAGCAACCUUUUUUAUUCAUCUUAUCAGUUUACAUCGCAUGAAAGUCGAAUUAUUACUGGCGUAUUUAAGGUGUGUGCGGUACCCCAUGCAAUUCAAGAAUCUGCAUUUGUUAGAUUUAAUUAAACUAAAAUGAUGAGGAAAAAUGGUAUGGAUAGAAUCCAUCAUUCGUGUUCAUGAUUCGUAUGAAGGCUGUCUUAACUAUAAAUAAGAGUUAUAAAUGUCUAAUGAAACAAAAACUUUUAUACUCAACAUCAUUUGUAACAUAUUGAGCAAGAUGAUUUAUUCUCUUUUAAUCCCAAGGAUUACUGAUGGAUUAUUCUUAUCAUAAAAAAAUCUCGGCGUUCUCAAUAUUUUGCUAAACAACUUAAGGGCUCUUGCAAUUCUUUGAGCAUAGGAAUUUAUGAAGAUCUAUCAUGAAUUUUGUAUCAUAUUGUAUGUGAUAUUUUCCACUGUAUAUUUUUCUUUUUAGCAUUAAGUGAACAACUCUUUGGACGGGAGCCAGUGGUGAAUAGUUACCAAAAUGUAGGUGAAGCUAGAAGUUAGCAAAAUGUAAAUUCAUGUGGUCAUUUGGUUGAAUUUUUUUUCAUUCAUUAUUUCAUUUUGGUACAACUAUGACUCGGCUCGAAAAAAUUAUCUUGAACAAGGAUAAAUGUACGAAGGCGGGGCAGUCAUAAAAGUACCUAUUUUUUUGUGCAAUGUGUUUUCUAGAGUUAUAACUUUUACCAAACCCCCUACUUAUAAUGUGAUGAUAUGAAAAAUAAUAUUCUCAGAAAUUCCUUUCAUACCUUCUGAAUAACUAGUCUCUGUUAUUGUGAUAUUUUGGGAAAUGUAUAUGAAUUUGAUUGAAUGAGUUAUCUCAACAAAAAUUAUGCACAAAUAUUGUGAAUUUCGGCCUGUUUGUGCAAUAAAAUUGUAAAUAAUGUAUGAAUUGAGGAAA
Coccinella septempunctata (seven-spotted ladybird) is the source of this 2544-nucleotide messenger RNA. It is a transcript of the gene SP555, whose product is annotated as SPRY domain-containing SOCS box protein 3. Bases 676 to 1419 code for a protein of 247 amino acids. The transcript has 2 exons. Gene Ontology annotation, biological process: proteasome-mediated ubiquitin-dependent protein catabolic process. NCBI's taxonomy places the organism in Eukaryota, Metazoa, Arthropoda, Insecta, Coleoptera, Coccinellidae. The record is from RefSeq and is a predicted model, not a curated record. Gene Ontology annotation, cellular component: SCF ubiquitin ligase complex. Gene Ontology annotation, molecular function: protein binding.